AUGUAUAUCAUUUGUCGAAAUGAUGAAGAGUAUGGUUAUUGGUCUGAACAGCAAUUAGUGACGAGGAUAAAAUACGGAUAUUUACAAGAUUUAUUGAAAUACCUCGAAAAGGAUGUCGAAACUUAUUUAGCUCAAGAAAAACAUCAUACUUUCAGUGGAUUGACAAGACAAGAUAUUACAGCGCAGGUAGGACAACCACAGUCUUGGGGACUGUUUGUUGAAAGUCUCUGCUAUUUGUUGUAUCCUGAGAAUUCUUGUCAACGAUUGGUUGUUGCUCUUCAAGACUAUUAUCGGAACAGAAGUGAGACACUUGCCAUUCUCAAAGAAUUCGAAGAAAACUAUACUCCAAGUCAAGCAAUUCACUGGUAUACACGCGAUACAGUCCUCUUUCGUCUUUUGAAUCAAGCACUACGUCAGCAGAACAGUGAAUUAUUACUUCUCUUUGCUUUCUAUCUUCGAGAUCUGUUCGUUCAACUGACCGAAGAAUACGAGAAGUUCAAAGCUCGUUCGACUGACAAACCAGUGAUUUAUGCCUAUCGAGGUCAGCUGAUCUCGUUGAACGAGAUACAAAAUCUAAAAGAAACUUCUGAAAUCCAUUGGCUUCGAGUAAUUGGCGCGAACAGCUUCUUCUCGACAUCGCUCGACCGCCAAUCUGCAUUGAUAUUUCUCAAUCAAGCCGCACGACGAGAUGAUGAUCUACAAAGUGUACUUUUUGAGAUCGAAAUUGACUUUGGGAAAUCGUUUGCUCUNAUAAAACAUGUCAUACCAUUCCCAUGA
Molecule: messenger RNA, 777 nt
Organism: Adineta ricciae
Lineage: Eukaryota; Metazoa; Rotifera; Eurotatoria; Adinetida; Adinetidae
Source: the annotation of a GenBank genome assembly